UCCGGGAACUCCCGUGAGGCACUGCGACGCGCGCGGUUGGAGGCCGCUGACAGCGCCGGCGGGAGCAGCCGGAGGUGAGGGGUUCCAGUUCGGGGUUGGCGGGGCCCCCGCUGCCCUCCUGCAGCCAGCUUGAGGCGCGGAUAGCCGAUAGAGGUGCGCGGGAGGCUGAGGCUUCGUGCCGGGACUGAGGCUGCGUGGCCAGUCAUCCGGCUGGGGAAAACACAUUAUAGAUUGUAUUUCCCCCCUUCUUCUAUGGACUAGUGUAAACAUGUUUUUUUCUGUUUGAACUUAGUUCUUAAAGACAAUUACCAUAGUUUCAUAUCAAAUAUAAGAAACAGGGGUAGGGUAGUUAAACCAUGAGUUGUGGAAAGGAGUUUGUGGAAACAUUGAAAAAAAUUGGUUAUCCUAAAGCUGAUACUCUUAAUGGAGAAGAUUUUGACUGGCUGUUUGAGGCUGGUGAAGAUCAGUCAUUUUUGAAAUGGUUUUGUGGGAAUGUUAAUGAACAGAAUGUAUUGUCUGAAAAAGAAUUGGAAGCUUUCAGCAUUCUUCAAAGAUCAGGCAAGCCCAUCCUAGAAGGAACGGCAUUGGAUGAAGUUCUUAGAACCUGUAAAACUUUUGAUUUGAAGACACCUACACUGGAUGACAAAGAGAUACAGAAAUUAGAAGAUGAGGUUCAAAUUCUGCAGAAAUUAUAUAACUUAAAAAUUCAGCGACGGAAUAAAUACCAGUUAAUGGCUUCUGAAACUAGUUACAAAUCUCUGGCAUUAAAUGCUAAACAAGAGGAAGCUACUAAGAAGCUAAAACAAAGUCAAGGAUUCCUAGAUGCUGUAAACACUAAACUCAGUAAUGAACUUCAGGUUCUUACUGAUGGAGUUAAUAAUUUGAUGCUAUUCUUCAGAAAUUCUAAUUUAGGUCAAGGGACAAAUCCAAUGGUAUUUUUAUCUCAAUUUUCCUUGGAAAAAUAUAUAAGCCAAGAAGAGCAAAGCACAUCAGCCUUAACCUUAUAUACCAAAAAACAAUUCUUUCAGGGUAUACAUGAAGUAGUUGAAACUUCAAAUGAAGAAAAUUUUCAACUCUUAGAUAUACAAACACCAUCUAUUUGUGAUAAUGAAGAAAUCCUUGGGGAGAGACAACUGGAGAUGGCUAGGCUGCAGGUAGCAUACAUCUGUGCCCAGCAACAGAUCUUAUACCUGAAAGCAAGUAAUUUGAGCAUGAAGUCAAGUAUAAAAUGGGCAGAAGAGAAUCUUCAUAGCCUACCCAGUGAGGCUGUUGGUAAAGAAAAUUUGGAUGCUAAAAUUUCUAGCUUGAACCGUGAGAUUCUAAAACUUGAAGAACAAAUCACUCAUAUGAAAGACAAAAUUUUGCCUGCUGUAGUAAAAGAGAACGCCCAGUUAUUGAACAUGCCAGUUGUAAAGGGAGAUUUUGAUCUGCAGAUUGCUAAACAAGAUUGUUACACAGCAAGACAAGAGUUAGUUUUAAAUCAGUUGAUAAAGCAGAAGGCGUCAUUUGAGCUUGUUCAGUUAUCAUAUGAAAUUGAGUUGAGAAGACAUUGGGAUACAUAUCGGCAACUUGAAAAUUUGGUUCAACAACUUAGUCAAAGAAAUGUGGUGCUCUGUCAGCAAUUAGCGACGCUAACAGAUCCAUCAGCAUCUGAGCAGUUAAACUCCAGGACUCCCAUCAACACUAAAGAUUAUUCUACUCAUAGGCUUUAUCAACUUUUAGAAGGAGACAAUAAGAAAAAAGAAUUGUUUAUAACCCAUGAGCACUUGGAGGAAGUGGCUGAGAAAUUGAAACAAGAUCUUUCUCUAAUACAAGAUCAAUUGGCAGUAUCUACUCAAGAACAGUUUUUCUUUCUGUCCAAACUGAAUAAUGAUGUGGACAUGCUUUGUGAUGCUUUGUAUCAUGGAGGGAACCAGCUAUUGCUCUGUGAUCAGGAGUUAAUGGAGCAUGUUCAUCGAGUUGAAUCUAAGUUAAAUAAACUAAAUCAUCUCCUUACGGAUAUUCUUGCUGAUGUGAAGACAAAAAGAAAAAUUUUGGCAACUAAUAAAUUCCAUCAAGUGGAAAGAGAAUUAUAUGUAUAUUUUUUUAAAGAUGAAGACUAUCUAAAAGAUGUUGUGGAAAAUUUAGAAAACCAGUCAAAGAUUAAGACCUCUGAUAUUAAAGACUGAAUAUUUCUAAAAACUGAAUCUUUACUAUGCCUGCUGUGUUUUAACUUUUAACUAUUAGGAUGCUAUUUCUAAUAAACACUACUAAUUUUUCUUUUGACAUUUACUUAGUAUGUGGGGAGGGAUGCGUAUAUGUGCAGUCAUGUACAUUAAUUAGUGUGUACCAUGUCGCAUGUGUGGAGGUGAGAGCGUCUUGCAGGAAUUGUGUUACUCCUCUACCACAAGAGCUCUGGGAAUGGAAAUCAGGUCGUCAUUCUUGGUGGCAGUGAUUAACCCAUGCCAUCAGCCUCAGUGCUACUAAGGUUAUAAAUUUAAGAUCAACAGAACAUUUUAUUUGAAUAGAUUCAAUGUCAAGUUGAACUUCCCUAAUAUGAAAAUUUUAAAUACUCCAAAAUUUGAACCUGUAUUUAUAAGCAACUGGAAUGUUUCUCAAAUGAAAAAUUCUACAUCUGAUCUUACAUGGCUUGUCAGUCAUAAAAUACAUACACUAAGUUAUAAAGCUACCUUCAGUCUUAUUUGUAUAAAAUUUUAUCUGAAAUAUGAAUGAAUUUCACAUUUUUACUUCAUUUCUAUCCCUAAAAUGUAUAAUUGUAUGUAUACAAAAAUUAAAAUAUCUGUAACACUUUAGUUCCACUCAUUUAAGUUAAGGGAUAUUCAGUUUGUGACAUUGGUUUUGAGGUUGUAUAAACAUUGACAUGUGCUGUGCUUUUGUAGGACUGGCUGACCAGACUGGACUUGAACUCACAUCAGGCAAACUAUCAAGUGCUUCUCAUCACCUGUUUGCUUGGUGCCACUUUAUCUUGUCAAACUUUUACUUGCAGGGAAAAAACAUGCUAUACAAAUGUUUUAAAUAUAACUAAAUUUCCUUAAAUUGGCAUUUUCUGCUGUUGGAUAUUUCAAAAUUUUGUAGAAUUUGGGGCUUUGUUUUUUAAGGUUUCUGUUAUCUGAGGUCAACUGUGAUCUGAAAAUAAUUUUAAAAAAUGACAGAAGUAAAGUUUUUUUUUCAGAAGUUUUAAGUUGUAUGUCAUGGACUCUGAAACCUUCCACCUAGGAUGUGUUAUACCUUUGUUCAGUGUAGGUAUGCUACAUUCUUGACCUUUUUUACUAGUCACUCAAUACCUGAGAGUUAGGUACAUAGAUUUCCAUACUAUGUGCAGUUUCAUUGGGGUUUGAGAUUUUAUCCUUUGUUGGUAAAGUAAUACUAUUGUAUAUUCAAUAGCCAAGUCUUGUGUUUGACUAAAAUUCUGCUCAAGUAUUUUCCCUUAAUUUUCUAUUGUAACCUUUGGAAGUUUAAAUGUGUCUGCUUGUACCACAAAUUUUGAGCAUUUCUGUUUUAGGGGCCAAGUUCUAGUGGCCGUACUAGAGCUUUAACCACUGUGAUUAUAGCAUAAAUAGUGAAAUUUGAAAUACAAGUUUCAAAAUUAUG
Messenger RNA from Arvicola amphibius (Eurasian water vole), 3591 nucleotides. It is a transcript of the gene Haus3, whose product is annotated as HAUS augmin like complex subunit 3. Lineage: Eukaryota; Metazoa; Chordata; Mammalia; Rodentia; Cricetidae. Gene Ontology annotation, biological process: centrosome cycle; spindle assembly. The record is from RefSeq and is a predicted model, not a curated record. Gene Ontology annotation, cellular component: HAUS complex; centrosome; mitotic spindle. Bases 357 to 2168 code for a protein of 603 amino acids. The transcript has 5 exons.